Drosophila grimshawi is the source of this 6187-nucleotide messenger RNA. RefSeq lists its product as uncharacterized. Gene Ontology annotation, biological process: protein desumoylation. NCBI's taxonomy places the organism in Eukaryota, Metazoa, Arthropoda, Insecta, Diptera, Drosophilidae. The transcript has 9 exons. Gene Ontology annotation, molecular function: SUMO-specific endopeptidase activity. The coding region runs from base 340 to 5997 and encodes 1885 amino acids. The record is from RefSeq and is a predicted model, not a curated record. Gene Ontology annotation, cellular component: nucleus; cytoplasm.
ACUGAAAAUGUUUUGUAAACAGCUGCCGCCCAAAUGGUCGCUAGAUGGCGUCAUGCGCCAUUCGCUUGUUGGCAUUGCCAGCUGCAAGUAAACGCCAUAUUUGAUUCCUGUUCGUUGCUUUGGUGUUUGUUAAAGAAAGCGAAUUUUCAUGCAAACUGCGUUUAUAAUUAGAUGCUAAGGCAUAUUUUGACUGAAAUCGUGCACGAAAAGAAAAUGCUUUGAGAGUUAAGUGCGAAUGAGCCGAGUGUGUGUUUCAAAACGUGUGUUGUAACGCAUAACAGUAGCAACAACAACAACAAUAAUAAGCCAAGGCCCACAAAGCGUGCAGCGUGCCACACCAUGGAAGGCUACAUAGUGCACAGCAACAGCGACGACAUGGAAAUGAAGCCAGUCUACUCAGAUUUGCAGGUGGUACAAGUGCCGCAUGACGACGUGAGCAAUCUGGUGCUGCAGGAGGAUCAGCAGCUAGUGUUCAGUGAUCAGCAGCAAGUGGUUUAUCAGACAACGGCACCAGCGCAGUAUCAGCCACAACAGCAAACGGCAACAGCGAGCCAUUAUAUUAUAAACGCUGACUUGCAGCAGCAGCAGCAACAGCAGCAACAGCAACAGGAAGUGCAACAGCAGCAGCAGCAACAGCAGGUGGUUAUGCAUCAUCAGCAGGUGCACUAUCAGCAACAACAGCAACAGGAGGCACAGCAGCAACAGCAGUUGCGUCUCGAGCAACAGCAGCAACAAUAUGUGCAACAGCAGCAACAACAACAGCCCGCCAUUCAGCACACGCAGCAAAUCUAUUACACAUCGGAUCAAGUGCUGCAGCCCAGCACAAUUGUGCAGCACGCUUCCAUGCAGCAAUUGCAACAGCAGCAACAAAAGAAACAGCAGCAGCAAGUCCUACAGCAACAACAACACCAGCAACAGUAUCAACCUCAGCAACAACAUACCGCCUAUCAACAGCAACCAACCCCCAUGGUGCAGGGCAGUCCCCAACAGCAGCAGCAGCUGCUGCAAAGUCCACAGCAUCCGCAACAAACGUUGCAACUGCAAACAUCACCCGCACAACAACAGCAUCCCCAAAUUGUCUAUCGCAUGACGACAACUCAACAGCAACAGCGCCAAAUAAGCAUGCUAAACAAUACACACGUGAUUGUGCAGCAGCCGACGGGACAGCAGGUCUUGAUUCAAGCUCCACAGCAUCAGGAACUGAUAAUGCGACAGGCGACGGCGAUACCGCAACAGGGAAUCAAUAUACAUGCGUACAACAAUCGGGUCGUGUACACCACCUCGCCACAGCAGCAGCAGCAACAGCAGCACGUGCUGCAACAACACGUGCAGCAGCAGCAGCAACAACAACUACAUCUCCAGGCACAAACACAUCUGGUGCAGACGCGUGUGGUGCCACAGCCGACCGGCAACGUUGUCUAUCAGCAAGUGCAAUUGCAUAAGACACCAUUACAACCGCAACAGCAGCAGCAACAACAGCAGCAGCAACAACAACAGCCGCAGCAGCAGCAGCCACAAGGUCAACAAGUACAGGUGCAACCGCAACCACAAUUGGUCACAGCCACCGGCACACAACUAGUGCGUGCCCCGUUUCGCGGCAAGGCUACGCGUGGCGGUGCCGUCAUUGCUCGACAACCAGCCGUGACUGUGAUUGCAACACGACCAGCCCUGACGCCCACCAUUGUGCGGCACAUGCGACCGCGUGGCGGCGGCGUCCAGACUGUGGCAGGUAACCUGGUGCGUGCGAUGCGUCAGCCGGGCGUGCGGCCCACACGCGCCCAGACCCUGGUGCAGACUAGUGCAGCCGGCGAGGUCGGUCAGACCAUGCAGAUUGUGACCCAAACACAGAUGACCAAGCAGAUAACGAUAACGAAUAUUGGACAGCAGACGGCACCGGGUCAGCAACUGCAGCCGCGUCAUGUCUAUCGUCAUGUCGUCAGCGAUGCGAGCGGUAAUCCUCAGCAGCAGCAACAACAGCCGCAACCACAACAACAGAUGGUAUUGAUGCGUCAACCCGUGCGCUAUCGUCCCGCUCCGGCGCCAACAGCAGGAGCUGCGCCAGCACCGAAUGCCACCACCAUGGGACUAGAUCUCGAGGAGAGCAUCCAGGCUGUGGUGGUGAAGAAACAGGAGCAACAGCAACAGAAGCCAGCUGGUGGCAUUGUGCCCAUGCAGCUGCCACCGGCUGGCAGCACCACGCUCACAACCUACUACCAGCCCAGUACGGUGGCAAACAACAGCAGCAGCGAGGAGGAGCAGCAGCAACAACAACAACAGCAGCCACAACAACAACCACAGCAGCAGCAACAGCAGCCACCAGGAUUGCGUACAGCGAGCGGUGCCAGCAUGUCCCUGGCGGAAUACAAGAAACGGCAGACGAUAGUCAGUUCCCCGGCGCCACCACCAACAGGCCCGGCUGGAUUGACACCCAUGCGGCAGGCGACGCCAGGCACUCUAGUGCGAACGGGGCCCAAGCUGACGCAAGCCUUGCCACAGGCACCUCAGCAGCAACUGCAGCAGCAGCAACAACAACAUCAACAACAGCAGCAGGAGCAACAAGCCAAUUCAGCUGGUGCUGCAGCUGCCACUCGCAUUUUACAACCACAGCAACGUGUGCUAACCGCAGCAGUUGCCGCAGCACCACCGCCACAGCUGUCAUCGGUGCAGCAAACAUCGCACAACAACUACGAGAUUCAUUCGCAGCAUGUGCUCAACAAUCGUGCUGGUCAACCAAUUGCGGAUAGGGAUCGAAACAGUGCCAAAAUGUUGGUCAUACUCGCCUCGGGGGAGCAGCGUCUGAUUACGUUCACCUUGCCACGGGAGUCGUGCACAGUACAGGAUCUGCUGGAGCAGGUAUCUGUUCCCUUCGACAACACAACCACCAUUCAGUGUGUAGAGCAUCGUGCAGCCAAUGUUGACUUUAUCGUCACCGUCGGCUUCUCCGUCAACGAAUCGGCCAGCGAGCUCAUCUCAAGAGCAGAAGAGAGUCUGCAAAUGAAUCGACAGCAGGAGAAUGCCGCAGCAGCGGCGGCAGCAGCAGCCGCAGCAGCAGCAGCUACAACAACAGCAGCACCAACAACGGCAACAACGCCAGCCUUUAACAACAACGGCCAGCAAUUGGCUACUGCUGGCGCCGCAGCAGCUGCGGAUCAGGUUAAGCGAGAUGCCGCUGGAACCGCUGGAGUGGUCACCAACGCAUCAUCCGCCGCCGGCGCAGUGAUUGCGCCCACGGAUGGACCCAAAUUGAUUGACGGCUUUUUUGCCGUUUGCCAGCUGUGCGGCUUCACGGGCAUGGAUCAUGCCAAAUGCCAGCGUUGCAAGCGUGUCUUCCAGGAGCCGCCCAAACGCAAAUCCUACGUUACCAAGUCGAAUACCUCAGCAGCAUCCCUAGCCGGCGCGGGCUCGUUAUCUGGCGAGCCGGCAACAGCGGCGGACAAAAAACGUGAAUUGGCACGUCUCAAACAGGUGGGUGUCGGUGGUGCCACCUAUGCACCAGGCACCAGCAAUGUGCGGGGCAGGGGCAUGGCCAUUAGAGGUGGACGUACGCGCAGCGGACGACGCGUAGCGGAAGCAGAUCCUGUCGUCCUGCUCAGCAGUGAGGAUGAAGCCGAACAGGAUGAGGCUAAAGGCGAUGCCAACAAUCUCACUGCCAACAAUAUUAAUCGGAAUUCGAAUGGAAACGCUAAUCAACUACCAACUGCAUUUGCCUGUGAUCCGACGCUGCCCGAGGUGGAUGAGGAAGCGCUUUAUAAAGACUUUGUGCGUGGAGAUGUUAUGGAUCUAUCCGAUUUGACGGAUGGCGAAUCAUUUACCACCGAGCUGCCUUGCAAAUGUAUGCGCCUGAUGCCAUAUCGCUUUCAGAUUACAGAACCGGUCGCCUUCACGUCGAAGGGCGUGCGCAUAAUGGGCCUACUGCAGGAUAAGGAGGAGAAGUUCGUGCUUCAUAUUUAUAAGCGAGAAGUGAUCAAGGUGGUUGCACACUUUGCCAGCUACGAGCAGGCGCAGCCCCUCGUCACUCUCUACAUGCUGAAGACCUGCGCUCAAUAUGUGAAGACGCAACUCCAGCUGCCCGACGAUAGCCCCAAUGAACAAUUUGGCUUCAAGCAGGGCAGCUUUUAUGAGCGCCGUCUAAUUUUGCUCUUUGAUUCGAUCAAUUUUUCGGCACGCGAAACACUCAAGUCGAUGUUUAGUUUUAUGGAUGAGAUUUCGUCUCGUGAUGCGGCGGAAAUCUUUGAGCGUAUUGCGGACUCAGAUCGCAAGGCGUUAGACAAACCAACACAGUUGGCGCCGCGUCAACUGCGCUCCGAUGAGCAGGUCAGUCUGCUGAUGUAUCCGCCCAAGGGCACCGGCGGACUGUGCAUACGCAUGGAGGACUAUGUGUGCCUGACCAAGGAGUCGUAUCUAAAUGAUAUUAUCAUUGAUUUCUAUCUGCUCUGGCUGCGCAACACUCUCAUCCCGGAGGCGUUGCGUGAACGCACUCACAUUUUCAGCACCUUCUUUUACAAACGCCUCACGACUUUGACGCGUCCAACGGAUGUGAAGCAAACGGCGGCGCAAAAGCGUCAUGCACGCGUCCAAAAGUGGACGAAACUGGUGGACAUCUUUGACAAGGAUUUCAUCAUUGUGCCGAUUAACGAGCAAUCGCAUUGGUUCCUUGCCAUCAUUUGUUUCCCCUGCCUCAAGGGACCCGUCACUUUUGACACGAAUCAGCCCGUGGAGCCGCAACAGCUGAAACGGCCACGCGGCAAGAAGGUUGCCCUCCAGAUUGGUAGCACAACCAUUACGCCGUUGUCAAAGCGCGAAACUGUCACACUUCCCGCCAUGGCCAGCGAAAUUUGCCGGAUUGGCGAUGACGAGAGCGAACGAGAUGAAGCCGAGGGCGAUGAUAGUGAUAUGGCUAGCGAGGCUAGCGAGAACUCGAAUCCACCACCAACAGCUACCAGCAAGGAUGCGACUCCAACGCCAGCUGCAGGUGGAGCUACAUCAGCUGCAGCAACACCAAUACCAAGCACAACCACAACAGCAUCGUCUUCGGGCCCAGCUCGAGUAUCCAGCGAGGAUAUGCCUGCUGUGAAGCAGCCGCUGAUCUUAAUCUUUGAUUCACUGGCGGGCGCCUCACGCAGUCGUGUGGUGGCAACGCUGCGAGAUUAUCUCACGUGCGAGUACAAGAUUAAGAAACCGGAUGCGCAGGUGCACAUCUUCAACAAGGAUAAUAUGCCGGGUCAUGGCGUCAAGGUGCCGCAACAGAACAACUUCACCGACUGUGGCCUGUAUCUGCUACAGUAUGUGGAGCAUUUCUUCAAGGAUCCCAUCAAGGAUUACCGCCUGCCCAUCAAGCAGCUGACCAAUUGGUUCGAUUACCUCACCGUCACCAAGAAGCGCGAGGAUAUUGCCCAGCUGAUACAGCAGCUGAUGGACGAGAACAACACACAGCAGCCACGUCAAAUAUUGCCUGUCAUUGAGUUUCCCACGCUCAAUGGCCAGCUUGUUGAGUAUCCCGAGGAGACGGAGAGCGCCGAGUUCGAGGAGGAGGAGGGACACGACGAUGAGGAGCACACAAGCGAUGUGCACGAGGAGAGCACAGCCACCGAAAUGGAAGUCGAUCCCACGGCCGAGGAACUGCAGCAGUCACAAGCGACCAAGACGACGGCCGGGCAACACAUUGUGGCAGCAACUUCAACAACAGCAACAGCAGCAACAACGACAGCAACCAACUCACCUGUGAUGACGAGCCCAAAUGCACGUCGAUUUGUUUUGAAGCGUCGCCUGCAUAACGGCGUCGCCUCCUCCAGUCCAAACAACAACAAUAACAAUGGCGCCAAUGGCGGCGACAACAACACCACCUCAACCACCACCAGCAAUCCGCUGAUGCCUCAGCUGGUCAGCUCCUCCUCAGCCCUUAGCAAUAUCAGCUCCUCCGCCUCACCCGCAACACUCAUCACUAGUCGGGUGGCCAGUGUCGGUGCCGGGCUUAAGAUUCGCAAGAUCGAACCAUAGCAUACGGAAUCCGGCACUCUAGUGGAGAUGCCUCCGCUGCAGAUGCUCCAAAUGUUGCGCCCAUUGUAAAUAACAAUAAUAAAAAUUUAAAAAAAACUGGUACACAAUAAACUAAGAACAAACAUUUCGUAAAUUAAUAUUAAUUUUAAAUAAAACUCGUCAAAUACACUGAACAAUAGAGUUGUUGAAA